Acaulospora colombiana is the source of this 1029-nucleotide messenger RNA. The record is from the annotation of a GenBank genome assembly. NCBI's taxonomy places the organism in Eukaryota, Fungi, Glomeromycota, Glomeromycetes, Diversisporales, Acaulosporaceae.
AUGUUCCAUGCUAGUAACGAAAGAACCACCGGCGAGCCGGCUGGGGGGUCUUCCAUCCCAUCAUAUUGGCUUCUCCGUUCUUUCUGUCUGUUUCCGGAUAAUCAAAAUGGGACCUACGCAAGAAUACCAACAGAUAUAACUCCGCCACUUUCGCUAAACACAGUAGAUUCCUAUUUCAUCCGAGAAGCACUACCUACUUCUCUCAGAGCAGUAUAUAUACACGUCGUACUGCCUAACCUCUUACACCAGGACCUCAUCAGCAAAGUCUUCGUCGUGCCUGUGCUCUCACAGCAAUGCUCAGCUACCGUGACCGUGACCGUGACUGUAACAGCUGGAACUAGUACUCCCACUUCCAGCUCGACCUCGACGACAUCCCGUAGCAGUACGACAUCUCGCAGCACUGGAUCGAGCGAUCCAUGGUGGUUGCAAAACAUGCCACAUAUUGGUACCGCCGCUUUCAACGCCAACCCAAGCACGUACAAGGUAUACCGUAACGUGAAAGACUAUGGAGCAAAGGGUGAUGGUGUAACCGACGACACUGCUGCCAUCAACGCUGCUAUUUCUGCCUUCUACUAUACCGCCCUUGUUGGUAACCCCAAGAACCGUCCUACAAUCACUGCCGCUGCCUCUUUCACUGGCAUGGCUGUCAUUGAUGCCGACCCCUACGUCGCCAAUGGACAGUACUGGGUCAACCAAAACAACUUCUUUAGGGCUGUCCGUAACUUCAACAUUGAUCUCACUAGGAUGCCUGUGUCGAGUACUGCGACGGGUCUCCACUGGCAAGUCUCUCAAGCCACUUCGCUGGCCUUUGUCAAGGUUAUCAUGUCUCAAGACCCAUCGACGAACCACCAAGGUAUCUUCAUGGAGAACGGUUCUGGAGGUCUCAUGAGCGACCUGGAAUUCGUUGGAGGCCGUCUCGGUGUGUUUGUUGGAAAUCAACAUCAGGAAUGUCAAGUUCUCCAACAACCAGAUAGCCAUUCAGGCAAUUUGGAACUGGUGGGUCUGAUCCUAGUCUUCUCGGGAGUUCUG